AACUCCUUAAGAUAAUUACAUCAAUUUGUAAUGCAAUUUGUAUUUACGUUUUCUUUUAUUAUUCAACAGUUGUCGCAGGCUCAGGAAGGGGUGGGCAGGGAGCUGCAAAAGUUGGACACGGCGAAGGAGGAUUGCAUCGAACAGAUAAACUCGGUAUUCCAACAGGUGCAGGCGUUGGUGGAUAGAAGGAAGCAGGAGAUGAUCGACGCAGUGACGACGGCCUGCAUUGAAAAGCGGAAGGUGCUUGAGGAACAGCACGCGCUCAUUCAGUGCGAGAAGAACAAGGUGCAGCAGGAAUGCGAGGGUUUGCAGUAUCAGGUGGAGGUACGCAAUAUUACUCAACGCAUCGAGAGCCUCACGGAGAAGCUGGACGCUGCGUCGACGCUGGGCGAGCCAAGGGAGAACGCCUUCCUCACGUGCGACUUUACUCAGAGCGACAGCCUGCAGAGCAUCGAACAGAGUCUGGGUAAAUUGGGUAAGGUGCGUACCAGCACAACGUUCCCGUCUCUGUGCAGAGCCCAAAUGGAGGAGGAGAGCAUCGCCGGCAUCGAGAACAGCGUUCUACUGACGACCGUCGAUUACCACGGCCAGGAGAGGCAGAACGGCGGCGAUCCGGUGCAGGCGGAAGUGCUACCGGUGAGCGUAACCGCCGCCGCCGCAGUUGACGUCGUCUCCGUGGAGGUGCCGAGCACGGUCACAGAUUGCGAGGACGGCACGUACAGGAUUAGCUUCAGGGCGCCUAGAGCUGGACGCUACGGCGUUCGCAUCUCCGUCUUCGAUCGACCGAUCAAGGACGUUCCUCUCUUCUUCGACGUAUCCGAGCACAACAAUCCGGUGAACACGUACGGAUCUCGCGGCAGCGGAAAGGACGACUUCAUGCAACCGGUGGGCGUUGCCGUCGACGAAUCCAAAGAGGAGAUUUACGUCCUCGACACUGGCAACUCGCGCAUCAAAGUACUUAAUUACGACCUGCAGGUUAUAAAGCACAUCACCAACGAGGGAUUGUCAGGAAGAAGCUGCACCGGAAUUGCCGUUUCGAAUAAUGGUCUGGUCGUGGUCAACUGGAGGACUCGGACGGUCACCGAGAUGACGACGAGCGGACAGACGGUGAUGACGUUCACGUACAACGCUUUCCAGGAGCCGAUCAAUGUGGCCGUGGACAAGUGUUACGGGCACAUCCUGAUCGCCGACAACGGCAUGAACUGCGUCUACGUCUUUGACGGUGACGGAAAGAUUCUCUUCCAGGUGGGUGGUGGUGGAGGAAAGAAGGGCACGUUCAGUCUGAUCACUUCGGUGACGGUCGGACCGGGCGGCGAGAUCGUCGUCGCCGACUCCCGCAUCCAGGUGUUCUCGGCGAAGGGCGACUUCGUGUCGGUGCUGCACGACGAAGGCAGAGGCAAGGGCAGAUACGGCGGCAUCACCGUCGACUCGGACAACAGGAUAUUGGCGAGCCGGAGCGAGCAGAAGGGACGCAACUUCGUGCAGAUCCUCUCCUUGGUCGACGCCAAUCUCAGCAACACGAUCGAUUCGCACGACAGCAAACUGAAGAGGCCGAGCGGCAUCGCCGUCACCAACGAUCGUCACGUCAUCGUCGUCGAUCUGGGAAACAAUUGCAUCAAAAAGUAUCGCUACUGGUAGAUUGGAGCAACUUCACACAAUGAAUGAAAGAAAGAAGAAAGGAAG
Molecule: messenger RNA, 1683 nt
Organism: Nicrophorus vespilloides
Lineage: Eukaryota; Metazoa; Arthropoda; Insecta; Coleoptera; Silphidae
Product: tripartite motif-containing protein 3-like
Exons: 2
Coding region: 31-1638 (535 amino acids)
Biological process (GO): proteasome-mediated ubiquitin-dependent protein catabolic process; negative regulation of translation; protein polyubiquitination
Molecular function (GO): ubiquitin protein ligase activity; protein binding; translation repressor activity
Source: RefSeq, a predicted model, not a curated record